AGACGUGUGGCUAUACUUGGUGGAGGUGUGUCAGGACUGUCCACACAUCAUUAUCUCACAAAGAAUGUAUCAAGAUUGAACAAAACGAGGACAUCAUCUCCAGAUGAUCAACAGCAACUUCAUAUUGAUGUAUUUGAAUCACAAUCACAACUUGGAGGCUGGAUGCAGACCAAGCACAUCAAUGACUCAACUGUGGUGGAGAUUGGUCCAAGAAGUAUUCGUGUGGCUGGUCAUGGAAGAAGUACACUUGAUCUCGUGUCUGAGCUGCGACUGGACAAUCAGGUCAUAUUCGCAUCAAAGAAGGCAAAGACCAGACACAUGAUGAUUGAUGGAAUUGUCGUCCAACUGCCCUCCUCAUUCCUAGGCGCAUUGGCAUUUGCUUACAAACAUUCAUUGUUCCAACCAGUCCUUUCUGAGCCAUCCAAGCCGAAGGGUCAGGGUCAAGAAGGGGACGAUGAGUCCAUUCAAUCAUUCUUCACCAGACGAUUGGGAGCCACGAUUGCCAAUCGAUUCAUCGAACCUGUUUGUCUUGGAAUCUAUGGAGGCGAUGUCAGUCGCAUGUCUAUACGCUCAUGCUUCCCAACAAUGUAUGAGUAUGAGCAUGAGUAUGGAUCACUGAUCAGGGGUGCGCUAUUCCACAAGAAGGCCACGCAAACAGAGGACUUGGCACUAUCAUUGGAUCACGAUUCAAUUCGUCGUGUAAAGUCAAUACUCAAUAAGGAUACCGAUGAAAGUGGUAUAUUCUCAUUCAAGAAUGGACUGUCCACACUCACAGAUGCACUGGGCAAGGCUGUGCCACAACAACAUCUUCACCUCGGCAAGAGCAUCAUGUCAGUGCACGCAAAUGGCAACAAGGGUUCAUUCACAGUGGUGGACAAUACUGGUGCCAGUCAUGAGUGCGACUCAGUCAUCUCCACACUGCCACUUGGACAACUGACAACAAUCGUGGGGGAGAUGGACAGCACACUGGCCAGAUUAUGCGCGCAACAAGAAUACUCUAGUAUCGCCGUGAUCAAUCUGGUGUAUGACUCACCGAUUGUCCGUUCAAAGGUGGCCGGAUUAGGUUUUGGCUAUCUUGUGGCGUCGUGUGAGUCCCAGCCGGUACUUGGCGUGGCCAUCGAUUCCAACACAUUCCCAACAUUCGUCAACGAUCAAUCAAAAUGUAUCAUAACAGUGAUGAUAGGUGGUAACAAAGAUGUUGACAAAAUCAAUGAUCACGAUCACAAUGGUCAAUCAAAGUUGGUUAAUAUUGCAAUUGAUCAUAUCAACAAAUAUAUAUUAUCAACAUCAUCAACAUCAAGUACAUCAACAACAAUAAGUCCAGUUGAAAGUAUGGUUAGAGUAUGUCAUGAUGCCAUACCUCAUUAUAUAAUUGGACAUCAACAAUUGAUCAAAGAUAUUACAACACAUUUGGAAAAGAAAUAUAAUGGAACAUUCAUUAUCGGUGGCAAUAGCAUGUAUGGUGUUGGUCUGAAUGAUGCCAUAUUCAAUUCCAAACGUAUUGCCAAUCGUCUUGUAAAUACAAUAUAUAAU
Acytostelium subglobosum LB1 is the source of this 1533-nucleotide messenger RNA. RefSeq lists its product as hypothetical. Gene Ontology annotation, molecular function: protoporphyrinogen oxidase activity, oxygen as acceptor. The annotation marks the transcript as partial. Gene Ontology annotation, cellular component: mitochondrial inner membrane. Gene Ontology annotation, biological process: heme biosynthetic process. The transcript has 2 exons. The record is from RefSeq and is a predicted model, not a curated record. NCBI's taxonomy places the organism in Eukaryota, Evosea, Eumycetozoa, Acytosteliales, Acytosteliaceae.